CUCAGGCCCCUAUGCAGGCCCCGCCCCGGCUUGUCUCUUUCAGGUUCUCGCGAGGUUUGAGGCCGCGGCCCUGGCGGCUGCAAUAUGGCGGAGGCGGAAGGGGAGAGUCUGGAGUCCUGGCUGAAUAAAGCCACCAAUCCUUCCAACCGCCAGGAGGACUGGGAAUACAUAAUUGGCUUUUGUGAUCAGAUCAACAAAGAGCUUGAAGGGCCACAGAUCGCCGUCCGACUGCUGGCCCAUAAGAUCCAGUCUCCGCAGGAAUGGGAGGCAGUCCAGGCCCUGACGGUGCUGGAGGCCUGCAUGAAGAACUGUGGGAGGAGAUUUCAUAACGAAGUGGGAAAGUUCCGGUUUUUGAAUGAGUUGAUCAAAGUCGUCUCUCCAAAGUACCUGGGGGACAGGGUGUCUGAGAAAGUGAAGACCAAGGUUAUUGAGCUGCUUUAUAGCUGGACGUUGGCCCUGCCGGAAGAAUCAAAGAUCAAGGAUGCCUACCACAUGCUGAAGAGACAGGGCAUCGUGCGGUCUGACCCGCUGAUCCCUAUGGACAGGACACUGAUCCCCUCUCCGCCACCUCGUCCCAAAAACCCUGUUUUUGACGAUGAGGAGAAGUCCAAGCUUUUAGCCAAGUUGUUGAAAAGCAGAAACCCAGACGACCUGCAGGAGGCCAACAAGCUCAUCAAGUCCAUGGUGAAGGAAGACGAGGCGCGGAUUCAGAAGGUGACCAAGCGUCUGCACACUUUAGAGGAGGUUAAUAACAACGUAAAGCUGCUCAGUGAGAUGCUGCUUCAUUACAGCAAAGAGGAUUCUUCAGAGGCAGAUAAAGAGCUCAUGAAGGAGCUGUUUGAUCGGUGUGAGAGCAAGAGGCGGACGUUAUUCAAACUAGCCAGCGAGACAGAGGACAAUGACAGCAGUUUAGGGGACAUCCUGCAGGCCAGUGACAACCUCUCCCGGGUCAUCAACUCUUAUAAAACAGUCGUUGAAGGGCAGGUCAUCAAUGGUGAGGUGGUCACCUCAGCCAUUCCUGACUCUGAAGGCAACCACCGCUCCAGUAACCAAGGCACUCUCAUUGACCUUGCCGAGUUGGACGCGCCGAGCAGCUUGUCUCCAGUGCUGGCCCCCGCGCCCCGCCCCUCGGGCAUCCCUAUCCUCCCUCCGCCCCCCCAGGCCUUGGGACCUGGGCGCAGCCACUCGUCCAGCCAGGCUGAGGCCCCCCCGGGACCCAGCAGCACAAGCCACACCCUCAGCCUGCUGGACGAGGAGCUGCUCUGCUUGGGUCUCACCGACCCAGCCCCCUGUGCUCCUCCCAGAGAGUCAGCCGGAAACAGCCAGUGGCCCCUGUUCCAGGACGAACGGUCGAACCUGGACUUUUUCAGCCCCAAACCCGGAACUGAUGCCUGUAGCCUCUCAGAUGGGCCUCUCCUGCAGCCCUCAGCAGCCCCUGCAGGCAACUCCCAGGCCCCCCUGGUCCCAGCCAGCGUUCCGGCUCCCCCGGCCGGCUCCUUCUCGUUUUCCACCGGCCCGGCCCCAGCUUCGGCCCCCAAGGCUGAGCCCGCGGCCCCCGGGCACCAUGGUUCAGCUUUGGGCGACAGCACCCUGCACCAGCUGGAUGCCCUCGAUCAGCUUCUAGAAGAGGCCAAAGCGACCUCAGGCCUGGUGAAACCCGUCUCCUCCGGCUUCUUUGCUGGCGCUGCCACCUCUCCUCUGCUCCCCGCCAGCACCUCAGCUAGACCUCUCCUCCCCUUCUCCACGGGGCCCGGCAGCCCUCUCUUCCAGCCACCUGCUUUCCAGUCCCAGGGCAGCCCCGUGCAGGGGCCCGAGCUCUCCCUGACCAGUGUCCAUGUCCCCCUGGAGUCUAUCAAGCCUAGCAGCGCCCUUCCUGUGACAGCCUACGAUAAAAACGGCUUCCGCAUCCUCUUCCAUUUUGCCAAGGAGUGCCCUCCAGGACGGCCCGACGUGCUGGUGGUGGUAGUGUCCAUGCUGAAUACGGCUCCCUUGCCUAUCAAGAGCAUCGUGCUGCAGGCUGCAGUGCCCAAGUCAAUGAAAGUGAAGUUGCAGCCACCCUCUGGGACAGAACUCUCUCCGUUUAGCCCCAUCCAGCCACCUGCAGCCAUCACCCAGGUCAUGCUGCUGGCCAAUCCACUGAAGUGGCUGAGUGAGGAAGAGGUGGUAGGAGCAGGGCCUGUCCCUCAGCACAGAGAGGGCCCCAAGGGUAUCACAGAAGAGAGCGUCUCACACGCUGCUCCUCUGCCGCAGGAGAAGGCGAGGCUUCGGUACAGGCUGACCUUCGCCUUGGGGGAGCAGCUGAGCACGGAGGUGGGGGAGGUGGACCAGUUCCCCCCUGUGGAGCAGUGGGGGAGCCUGUGACCCCAGAGGACACUGUCAUCUGCACUUUGGAGCCCAGGCAGGCUGCCCUGAGACGGGAGGCUCUCCAGGUCCAGUCCUUCUUCACGUCCUGACUGCAGUGCUUAAGAGCUUUGAUGUGGAACAGGGGGCCUGGGCAUUGAUUGCUGCCAGGAGCCGAGCUGCUGCUGCGAUGAUCUCUCCUCCUCUGGCCCCCUAAAAGGACCUGUUUUUAUCUACCUGUGUGACUUGAAGUGGCCACGUGCGUCAGGGGUGGGGAGUGGCCCCAGACUCUGCACCCCUGCCCUGGGAACAUGGACCCAGGGCUGGAGUAGGUUUUUCCCCCUUGUGCUGGCAUCCUCUGAUGCCACAGAGGCGGAGGUCUCCAAAGACAGACUCAGGGCCCUCCCUCAAGGACCACGUCCUCACACCCCCAGAGGUCUCAGCUCCCCACCGCUGCUCCGUGCUUCCCCUUGGCAGGCUCCUGCUCCCGUCUCCAGGGAGGUGGGCAAAGCCCAAUGGUCCUGAACGGCCCUGGGCCCAGGGUAAGGAGUUGGUAUGCUGCCAGAUCUCCAACCCUGCCCUCCAUGGGCAGCGUCAUCCUGGAGUGGCCACUGGAUGAUGAGUUGUGUGCUUGUCCCUGGUGGUGGCGGGCUGUGUCCUAUGGACGUCGCAGUAGGAUGAGGAACUCAACUCAAGCUCUUAGAAGAACUUGGCCUCAUGGCAGCCUAAACUGCAGAUAGGAAGGAAAGAAGACGGAAGAGAACCAGUGUUUCUCCUCCGGAAGCAGGUCCUCGGCACUUUCUGGGAAAAGCGUGCCUCCUGCUACGGGAGCAGGCCAUCCUACUCACUCACUACCUCUUGCUCCGCAUGAAAUAAAACUGCUGUCCUGCCCUUCACGCCUCUGAAGGGGAGGUCGACUCCCAGCGCCCUGUGUCCUCCUGCUUCGGCCUCCCCUGCCUCCCACCAGACACCAGAUGGCCUGUGGUGUGGCACGUGAUUGGGAACAGGAGGCCUCAGGGUCAGGCACGUUGCACUAGUUUUAUGUCCAUACCUGCUGCCCAGAAACCCUGUCCCCAGCCACCCAGGGGCACUGUCAGCAAGAUGUUGGGUCUGGAGGUGGUGAGAUUAGGGGCCUUGCUUGAAUCGAGUCACCAGACCCUAUUGCUUCAACAGUGCUCAGCCCAAGCUGCUCCACCCACUAGAUGCGACUGGGCCAGGGACUCUAGGCCUCACAGGGCAACAGGAGAGCGAGACCCACCAGCUGGGGAAAGAGCAUACAGCUCACCUGAGCUCAGAUGGAUGAUAGGCUCAGAGCCAUCGCUGGGGAAAGGUGGCACAAACCACGUUCCCUGACCCCUCCCCUGCUCCCUGCCAGGCUUCCUUACUCUAUCAAUAUAGAGGUCAUCUCCCCUUCCCUCCCACUGUUGGCAAGCAGGUUUCACUGCUUCACUAGGACAGUCAAAAGUGAAUCAGUUUCACUACUUAAGGAAUAAACCCAAGAGCUUUCCAGAGACGGGCUGCUGCAGCCCUGGGAAGGUCUGUGGGCCUACUAUAUGGAAAUGUACCUUGAUGAUAAGCUUUAGACUUUAAAAUUAUUUAUGAGUGUUACUCGUUACUAUUGAGGUCACUGCUUUGUGACAAAAACUGUACUGGAUAUAUCAACUGCUGCCCUUGUUUUGCUGCAUGUUAAAUAAACCAUUUUCGCCCCA
Messenger RNA from Physeter macrocephalus (sperm whale), 4049 nucleotides. RefSeq names its product golgi associated, gamma adaptin ear containing, ARF binding protein 3 (gene GGA3). NCBI's taxonomy places the organism in Eukaryota, Metazoa, Chordata, Mammalia, Artiodactyla, Physeteridae. Gene Ontology annotation, cellular component: trans-Golgi network. Gene Ontology annotation, biological process: intracellular protein transport; protein localization to cell surface; Golgi to plasma membrane transport. The record is from RefSeq and is a predicted model, not a curated record. Gene Ontology annotation, molecular function: ubiquitin binding; small GTPase binding; phosphatidylinositol binding. Bases 85 to 2361 code for a protein of 758 amino acids. The transcript is spliced from 17 exons.